Molecule: messenger RNA, 2325 nt
Organism: Octodon degus (degu)
Lineage: Eukaryota; Metazoa; Chordata; Mammalia; Rodentia; Octodontidae
Gene: Zscan10
Product: zinc finger and SCAN domain containing 10
Exons: 5
Coding region: 1-2325 (774 amino acids)
Biological process (GO): regulation of transcription by RNA polymerase II
Cellular component (GO): nucleus
Molecular function (GO): RNA polymerase II cis-regulatory region sequence-specific DNA binding; DNA-binding transcription factor activity, RNA polymerase II-specific
Source: RefSeq, a predicted model, not a curated record
AUGCUGGCAGACCCAGUGCCAGCUGCCCUGGGGCAAGAGCAACUCGGAGCUGUCAAGCUGGAGGAGGAGGAGGCUGUUGGCCUGGCAGGUGCCAGGCAGACAGAGGCCAGGCCACGGCCUGAGGUGGCCCACCAGCUGUUCAGAUGCUUCCAGUAUAAGGAGGACAUGGGGCCACGGGCAUCCCUGAGCCGGCUGCGGGAGCUCUGUGGCCACUGGCUACAGCCGGCUCUGCACACCAAAGAACAGAUCCUGGAGCUACUGGUGCUGGAGCAGUUCUUGAGUGUGUUGCCCCAGCAUCUGCUGGGCCGCCUGCAGGGGCAGCCGCUGCGGGAUGGAGAGGAGGUGGUGCUACUGCUGGAGGGUGUGCCUCGGGACACCAGCCAUUCUGGGCCACUGGAUUUUAGUUUCAGUGCCAGCAAGAAUUGUCCCCGUACAGACAUCAUCUUCGAGGAACAGGGGGUUCCUUCCCAGGUCCCCAGCUACAGUCCCAAGAAGGAAGAGCCCCCAGCCCUGCUGCCAUCAAAUGAAGAAGUGUCCCCAUCCCAGCCAUGGCCUGCCACACCUGCUGAGUCCACAGAGUGGACACCUGCCCCCAGUUCCUGGCAGCCCCUGAGCCCAGGACCCCAGGGGACACUCCAGGCCCUACAAGAAAGCACCCCCCAGGACCCCUCAGUGUGGCCUGAGGAAUAUUCCCGUGAUCAAGAGCUGGCUGCUGUGCUGGAGUGCCUGACCUUUGAGGAUGUCCCAGUUAAGAAGACCUGGCCUGUGCACCCUUUGGGAUUUGAAAGCAGAACUCCAGACAAGGAAGAAUUUAAACUAGAAGAGCCCAAAGAGGCUGCAUGGCCGACUACCAUCUCAGCAGAGUCCCAGGCAGACAUCCCUGAGUUAGCAGGAGAGCCUUUCGUUCAGACAGUGGGGCACAUGGCAAAGAGCGCUGGUGAAGGAGGAACCCCUCUCGACAGCAGUGAAGUUUUGGAGAGCACCUCCAGCUCAGAGGCCAAAACACACUUUAUCUGCACGGAGUGCGGGGUGAACUUCCCGCAACUCUCCCGCCUGAGAAAGCACCGGAUGCACUCGCACCCGGGCUCGCGUUCCUUCCUGUGCCUGUGCUGCGGGAAGAGCUUCGGUCGGAGCUCCAUCCUCAAACUGCACAUGCGCACACACACGGAUGAGCGCCCUCACGCCUGCCACCUCUGCAGCCACCGCUUCCGCCAGAGCUCCCACCUGGCCAAGCACCUGCUCACGCACUCCUCGGAGCCUGCCUUCCUGUGCGCAGAGUGUGGCCGCGGCUUCCAGCGCCGCUCCAGCCUCGUGCAUCACCUUCUGUCGCACGCCCAGGACCCGAAGCCCACGGCCACCCCGGAGACCGAGGACAAAGUGGCCGAAGCCAAAACGGCAGAGGUGGCUGUCGUCCUGUGUACCCAUUGCGGGCAGACCUUCCAGCGCCGCUCCAGCCUGAAACGUCACCUGCGCAACCACGCCAGGGACAAGGAUCACGGGGGCGCAGAGGGUGCGUGUGGCCUUAACCCUGGUCCCGAGCGCAGGCCCCACACGUGCAGCGACUGCGGAAAGGCAUUCCGGCGCAGCGAGCACCUGGUGACGCACCAGCGCGUGCACACAGGUGAGCGGCCCUUCUCGUGCCAGGCCUGCGGCCGCCGCUUCACCCAGAGUGCACAGCUAACCAGCCACCAGCGUGUUCACACGGGUGAGAAGCCACACUCCUGCCCGCAGUGCGGGAAGCGCUUCCAGCGGCGCGCCGGCCUCGCCCGCCACCUGCUGACCCACGGCGGCCCGCGGCCCCACCACUGUGCCCAGUGCGGUAAGAGCUUCACCCAGACCCAGGACCUGGCCCGCCACCUGCGCAGCCACACUGGGGAGAAGCCGUGCCGCUGCGGAGAGUGCGGAGAAUGCUUCAGCCAGAGCGCGCACCUGGCGCGCCACCAGCGCAUCCACACCGGGGAGAAGCCCCAUGCCUGCGACACGUGCGGCCAUCGCUUCCGCAACAGCUCCAACCUGGCCCGCCAUCUCCGCAGUCACACAGGAGAGCGGCCAUACAGCUGCCCGACCUGCGGCCGCAGCUUCCGGCGAAACGCCCACCUGCAGCGCCACCUGGUCACCCAUGUAGGACGGGCACAGGAAGGGGAGGCCCCCCAGGAGUGUCAUGAGUGUGGCAAGACCUUCAGCCGAAGCUGCAACCUGCUCCGCCACCUCCUGGUGCACACGGGGGCCAGGCCCUACUCCUGUGCACAGUGUGGCCGAGGCUUCAGCCGCAACUCACACCUGCUUCGCCAUCUGCGGACCCACGCGCGCGAGACACUGUACUAA